UGCACUGUGUCCCUCGGAUACAGUGGAUCACCGAUCACGGAAAGAGCUGAAGAUGUCGGCUCGGUCAUGUGAUCAGCUGUGUCCAAUCACAGCUGAUCACAUGGGACAUGUACACUGAUCAUCAGAGCACUGAUGAUCAGUGUGCCCUGAUGAUCAGUGUAGCCCCAGCAGUGCCACCUGUCAGUGUCCACAGUGCCAGCUGUCAGUGCUCUUCAGUGCCACCUGCCAGUGCCCAUCAGUGCCACAUCAAUGCCACAUAUCAGUGCUACCAGUGCACAUCAAUGUCACAUGUCAGUGCCCAUCUGAUCUGCUUUCAGUGUCACCCAUCAGUGCCAGUCAGUGCCACCUAUCAAUGCCAAUCAGUGCCACCUGUCAGUGCUGUCAAUCAGUGCCACCUAUCAGUGCCAGUCAGUGCCGCCUAUCAGUGCCAGUCAGUGCCGCCUAACAGUGCCAGUCAGUGCCGCCUAUCAGUGCCACCUAUCAGU
Staurois parvus is the source of this 485-nucleotide messenger RNA. The record is from the annotation of a GenBank genome assembly. Lineage: Eukaryota; Metazoa; Chordata; Amphibia; Anura; Ranidae.